AUGAGUGAAGUAAAACAAGACAUAUUCAACACAACUACAAUUGAUUCUUCAUCAAAAGAUAAUAAAAUAUCUAAUGAAGAAAAAACUAUACAUUUACAACAAUAUGAAACUCGUAGUGUGGAAGAAAAUACUGAACCUUGGAAACCACAUGGACCUUGGUAUAAAGAUGUUACAAAACGCAGAUGGUUUACAUUUGGUUUAAUUGCAUUUUUGAUAGCAGUCGUCAUUAUUGUUGGACUUUAUAUAUUUUUCAAGAUUGAUGAACAGUCACAAUAUAAUAAUAAAGAGUAUUGUCAAUUCUAUAAAGAGUAUUGUCAACUCUAUAAAGAAUAUUGUCUAUUCUCUAAUAGUAGCGAAGAAGCUGAUAAUUAUUUCUUUGGAUCAUCACCAAUGGUAGAAGAUGAUAAUUCAAAUUUAAACACAACUAUCAAAGAAUUAAAUUUAAGGAUUAAAAAUAUUUUUAGAGCCGAUCCAAUUAUACAAAAAAUUGUAUUUAAUGGAAGAAAAGUUGCUGGUGGAGAUAAAGAUUUACAAUAUUAUGGAAUCAAGGAAAAUAGUGUAUUGCAUUUAGACCUUUUGCCAUUUUCAUCAUCACCUUCUUCUUUUAAGGAUAAGAAAGAUAAGAAGAAAAAUAUCAUAUUCAAGAGAUUUAUUAAUCCAAAUUUUAUAAACAAAUUAUAUGAUAAUGCUUUUACAUUAUAUAAUGAUUUUAAAUACUCAUCUUCUUCAUCACAAUAUUUCUUAUCAUGGAACAAACACAAUUCAAUUGCAAAUCAAGGAAAUAUUCUUCUUAGACAAUUACAACACCAAGAACAUCAUCUUUCUCAUCCUCGCCCUCAUCUACAAAAUCUUAAUAAUUUAAUUAAAUUUUCUGAUGGCAUGUUUACAACGCCAGAUUUAAAGCUGGCAGAAUUAUACAGCAAAAUAUUUUAUUUUAAAGGUGAAAAAUAUAAAAGAUUUGAUAUCAGGAAUGAUCGACUUGAUGAAUAUUGGGUUUCUCCUCGUGAAAACGAGUUAAAACCAUUUGAUGUUCUAGUCAAAAAAGUAAAGUCUAUUCAAUCUAUUGAUAACAUAACUUCAUCAAUUAAUACUUCUAUUAUGAAUCAAAAUCGAAAACAAGACAUAAGGCAACUUGUUUCACAACCGAAAAAUAAUCCAUCCAAGACUACUACUACUGUCUUACCAUAUAAUGAAUAUUCUUUAUCCAAGGAUAGAUUCUAUAAUGCUCAAGUUUCAUCAUUACAAAAUGUUGUUGUAAAAAAUGAACCAUCAACAACUAAUAUAACUACCAAUAAUCAUAAAAUCCCGUCAAUCAAAUCCCUUAAAUUAAAUAAUCCAGAUAUUCAAGAUUUACCUUCAAUAUUACAAAUAUUUGUUAAUGGAAAUGUGUAUAAUCAUGCGUUAAUUCAAUACAAAAAUGUUGAAAGUGUAAAGAAUGCAAUUGAAAAAGAAAAUGGUAGAAUUUUCAAUGGAUCAAGACUAGAAAUUAAUGAAAAGAAAAAUAAUGGUGAACCUCAUCGUCAUGAUAAAAUUAAAGAAAAACGGUCAAUGAACUGA
This is a messenger RNA of Entrophospora candida, 1557 nucleotides long. Lineage: Eukaryota; Fungi; Glomeromycota; Glomeromycetes; Entrophosporales; Entrophosporaceae. The record is from the annotation of a GenBank genome assembly.